UUUUCUCCACCCCCAAAUCACCCAAACCUCCCUUCCACCACCACCAUGUCGGAGAAAGUAUGCGACCACCACGACACCGCCCGGCGCAAGAUGGCGCGGCGGUGCGGCGCAGCCCUCCUAACCUUCAUCUUCGUGUUCCUCCUCAUCGUCCUCCUCGUGUGGGCCAUCCUCCAGCCCAAGAAGCCCCGCUUCACCCUCCAAGACGCCACCAUCUUCAACCUCAACAUCUCCGCCCCCAACGUCAUCUCCACCACUGUCCAAGUCACCGUCAACUCCCGUAACCCCAACUCUCGCAUCGGCGUCUACUAUGACCGCCUCGACGUCUACGCCACCUACCGCAGUCAGCAGAUCAGCUACUACACAGUGAUCCCACCCGUCUACCAGGGCCACAAGGACGUGAACGUGUGGUCCCCAUUCCUCUACGGAAACAACGUCCCUGUCGCCCCUUACAACGGCAUCGCCCUAGCUCAGGAUCAGAGCAACGGCGCCAUUAACCUCCUCAUCAAGAUCAACGGCCGCGUCCGCUGGAAGGUCGGAUCCUUCAUCUCUGGCCGCUACCACCUCCAUGUCGCCUGCGCCGCCUAUAUCCCCAUCGGAAAUAGUAAGAACACCGGCAUCGUCAUCGGCAAUGCAGUUAAGUAUCAGCUUUCACAGAGUUGUACUGUCAAUGUUUGAUUGAUUUUUAUUUCCAGCUGCUUCUUUUUUUUGGUUUAUAUUUGCAUCUUAAUUAAGAAUUGUAUAUUUGCUGGAAAUAAAGUGUGAAGUGAGAUGAGGGAGAUGAUCAAGGAGGUCAAUGCGAAAUUUGCAAUCUUGUAUUAUCACACUUGAUUAAUUAAUGGCUAUGCUGUAGUUUUAAGAUAUUAUACUAUGUAAUAAUUGUUUCUUUUAUUGGAAACUUUUUAUGAAGCUCAAGUUAUUAGUUGA
Molecule: messenger RNA, 924 nt
Organism: Salvia hispanica
Lineage: Eukaryota; Viridiplantae; Streptophyta; Magnoliopsida; Lamiales; Lamiaceae
Product: NDR1/HIN1-like protein 1
Biological process (GO): defense response to other organism
Cellular component (GO): plasma membrane; plasmodesma
Source: RefSeq, a predicted model, not a curated record